GGAAAAAGAGAUGUGUAGUCAGGUCUAAUUUUUCCUCAACUUCAGAUUGAUGCAGUUACAAUUGGAACAGCAAAAUAGUUUCGAAGAAACAAUGUCUACAAGAUCUAGUCUAUCUAAUUUUGGCGCUGAAACUAGUGCUGGUGAAGUGAAGCCACUCAGGAAUAUGUCAGAGGAAAGUGAGUUAUCACGUUCUAUAAUGGCGUCCACAUCGUCAGAGCACGAGGAUGAGAAUGCUUCGCAAAGAAAAAAGUCACUGAUCAAGAAAAGAAGGCAUUAUUGACCUGUUUUCUGAUGUUUAUAAAUUUUCACAAUUAAAAUCACUAACUGCA
This is a messenger RNA of Loa loa (African eye worm), 329 nucleotides long. RefSeq lists its product as hypothetical. The transcript has 2 exons. Lineage: Eukaryota; Metazoa; Nematoda; Chromadorea; Rhabditida; Onchocercidae. The record is from RefSeq and is a predicted model, not a curated record. The coding region runs from base 50 to 280 and encodes 76 amino acids.